Molecule: messenger RNA, 153 nt
Organism: Fusarium venenatum
Lineage: Eukaryota; Fungi; Ascomycota; Sordariomycetes; Hypocreales; Nectriaceae
Source: RefSeq, a predicted model, not a curated record
AUGUGUAGUGCUGAAUCCGCCAGUAUCUUGAGACAAGGAAGUGUGGUCUCCUCAGGGGGUACCGUAGUGAGCAGCAGAACGGCUUCAGCACAUGAACACUGGAUCAACUUGCAAAUUCCCGGUGUCUGGCUUUAUCAUCUCUAUGGGUUUUGA